UUCAAAAAAAAAAAAAAAUGGGAGGGGGCUUUCUAAGAUGUAGUAGGUUAUGCACAGUUAGCUGUUAACCCCCCUAAAAGGGAUGGGUGAGUGUAAAAACCCGGUAAACAUCUGACCAAUGAUGACUGGAGAGCUUGAGAAAGAUUUGGGAAAGAUUGGAGACGCGCAGCCCGCUUGUAGUUUCCGCCCUGUGAUGCAGAAGCAUGUGCGUCCAGCACAGUUCACACGAAAACUGUUGUUUUGGACCUCGUGUACUUAAGAUGCUCCACACACACUGAGAAAUGCGUUUCAGGCCCAUUCAAGAGAUGAUGCCUCAGCCAAGCAACCUGUUAAGCCUUCAGUUUGAAGAUUGAAAGUCACCGCAUGAAGUAAAGAAAUUCAGGUCUGACUGUGGUCUGGCUUCUUGGACGCAGAUUUGAGGCUGUGAUGUGUGAGGGAGAGAAGGACCAGAAGACAGAAAGGAUGUCUUGUAAAAGUCUAGAGAAGAGUGAACAAAUCGAACGGUCAUCGGAUGCUCCGGACGGUGGAUGGGGUUGGAUGAUUGUGGCUGGUUGUUUCCUUACCACCGUUUGUACACGUGGGGUCACUAGGUGUGUGUCCAUCUUCUUUGUGGAAUUCCAGACAUAUUUUUCCAAAGAUUAUUCUGCAACUGCGUGGAUUCACUCGCUGUUGGAUUGCACUACAAUGCUGUGUGCUCCAUUGGGUAGUUACAUAGGGAACCGCCUCUCCUCUCGUAUAGCUAUCAUAAUUGGUGGGCUACUUUCCUCUACUGGCCUGCUGCUCAGUUCACUGGCCACCAGCCUGGAGUUUCUAUACCUCACACUUGGUGUUCUUACAGGUGUCGGAUUUGCUCUCAGUUACACACCUGCUAUCGCCAUGGUGGGUUCCUACUUCAGUGAGAGAAAAGCAUUGGCCUACGGAAUCUCCAUGUCAGGAAGCGGCAUUGGAACUUUUAUCCUGGCACCUGCCGUGCAACUCCUCAUUGAGCACUUCACCUGGAGAGGGGCGCUGCUUAUCCUGGGGGGUCUGGUGUCCCACCUGUGUGUCUGUGGAGCCCUCAUGAGACCUCUGGGGAGGCAAAGUAGGAGGCAGAAGAUGGAUUUGGAGGGCGGCAAAAAUGAUGAUUUUUUGGACGUAAAACUAGCAGAACUCAAAAUGGAAUUGAGUGCACAGGAUAUUAUGCGUUCGGUAGAAAAAUCAGAGAAGGAAAAAUUGAUCAGUCGGCAGAGAGGUGGAGAAAAACAGAUGAUGGUGGUGGAUAAAUCCAAGUCCUUUGAUACAGAACAAACACACUCCAGUGAAGAGCUGAAACAUGAACUGGAGCGCUCGGAAUGCUCCAUAAACACAAGCAUGAAUGAAUUGAACAAAGACUCAAACACAAACCUCACAGUCCGAGCUUUACUACAAUCAGGUGACUCGCGUUCACGCGGUUUGACCAUCAACCGGAAGAACGUAACCAUCCCAGAAUCAAAGUCUCAAUCAGUAGUAAGAACUAACCACACCGCUCUGGCACAAUCAAACACGCUGGAUGAGUCCAGGGACAGUUUAUGUGCUGACAUAAGGAAUGCAGCUUUUAGGGAAACUUCUUUCCUGUUGAUACCAGACUUCCUGCUGCUGCUGGUAUCCUUAUUGUUCCUCGCGUACGGUUGCAGUGUGCCAUUUGUUUAUCUAGUGCCGUAUUCCCUGGGUGCCGGCGUCAGCCCUCAGCAAGCACCAUUGCUUAUAUCUAUACUUGGAGUUUCAGGAAUUGUGGGUACUAUAACUUUCGGCUGGAUUGCGGACAGGAAGUGUUUGAGGUCAUAUAGGAUGGUGAGCUACAUGUUGGCUGUAGGGUCAGAAGGGCUCAGUUGUCUGUUUCUGCCUCUGCUGAGAAGUUUUGCCCUGCUGGUGCCAUUUUCUCUCUUCUAUGGCUACUUUGAUGGAGCUUAUGUGGCACUGAUCCCCGUGGUGACUUCUGACACUGUUAGCCCCGCCCACCUGACCUCAGCACUGGGAGUUGUUUACUUUCUGCACGCCAUCCCCUACCUCAUCAGUCCACCUAUCGGAGGUUGGUUAGUGGAUCAGACAGGGUCCUACACUACUACAUUCUUCCUCAGUGGAGUCUCUUUGAUCUGCAGUGCUGUGAUUCUUGCAGCUGUCAGAUUGAUCCUUCAUUGCAGUAGAGGGCGCUCUUACCUACACUAAUCCUAAACAGGAUACAUAAGUGAUUUGCAAAAAACAAAAA
Misgurnus anguillicaudatus (oriental weatherfish) is the source of this 2224-nucleotide messenger RNA. The record is from RefSeq and is a predicted model, not a curated record. Lineage: Eukaryota; Metazoa; Chordata; Actinopteri; Cypriniformes; Cobitidae.